AUGACCAUCCCACGUCGCUACUUCAAGAUCUUGCAGGCGCUCACAGCGUCGGCCGCUAGUGGCCAGCGAACGGUCCGCUGGGGAGAAUUUCACGGCUUGUUCAAGACCUAUUUUGAGUUCGAUGUGCAGCGCGGCGGCAACAGAAAGCACGUCUUCACGCCGCCCAUCGACGGCGCCAACGGCCGCUGGGCUUUCGGGCCCAAAAAAUUCGUCGCUUACAAGCCGCAAGACAAGGAGUUCUCGCCGCAGGACAUGGCUGACCUUAGGAAGACCCUGAAGGAAGCCUACGGCUGGGGCACCGAGACCUUCUCCCGCCGCUAG
Messenger RNA from Trametes versicolor FP-101664 SS1, 321 nucleotides. RefSeq lists its product as uncharacterized. The transcript is spliced from 5 exons. Bases 1 to 321 code for a protein of 106 amino acids. Lineage: Eukaryota; Fungi; Basidiomycota; Agaricomycetes; Polyporales; Polyporaceae. The record is from RefSeq and is a predicted model, not a curated record.